Molecule: messenger RNA, 708 nt
Organism: Aspergillus wentii DTO 134E9
Lineage: Eukaryota; Fungi; Ascomycota; Eurotiomycetes; Eurotiales; Aspergillaceae
Product: DNA-directed RNA polymerase core subunit RPB5
Exons: 3
Coding region: 1-708 (235 amino acids)
Biological process (GO): DNA-templated transcription
Cellular component (GO): RNA polymerase III complex; RNA polymerase II, core complex; RNA polymerase I complex
Molecular function (GO): DNA binding; DNA-directed RNA polymerase activity
Source: RefSeq, a predicted model, not a curated record
AUGGAUGAAGAUUAUUCUGCUGGCUCCGCGGACGCCGACCGCGAGAUGACCAGACUCUGGCGUACCUGGAGAACAGUUUUCGAGAUGCUGAUGGACCGGGGCUACGAAGUGACCGAAGAAGAAGUUCAAAUUCCCCUCGACGAAUUCAAACGAAAAUAUGCAGACCCUCUUGGAUACCCUGAUCGCAACAAGAUGAAAGUCAGCGCUCGCCCCGCCGAAUCCAUGCAAGGCAAAUACACACCUUUGCCCAGCAAGUCGAACCCCGACCCUCAACCCGACUGCGGCACCAUCUACGUUGAAUUCUGCCCCGACUCCAGCGGUGUGGGAACCAAGCAAGUCCGCGCAUUCAACCAUUUUGUCGAUGAGAACAACUUCCACACCGGUGUUUUCAUCACCCAGACCCCGAUCUCCCCCUCUGCCGUUCGUCUGCUGAGCGGUAUCCCCGGCCGUAUCUGCGAACAUUUCCAGGAGCAGGACUUGCUGGUCAACAUCACCCGCCACGAACUGGUCCCCAAGCACGUUUUGCUGAGCCCCGAGGAGAAGGCUCGAUUGCUGGAGCGCUACCGUCUGAAGGAAUCGCAAUUGCCCCGUAUGCAGGUCUCUGACCCUGUGGCCAGAUACUUGGGUUUGCGUAGGGGACAGGUCGUGAAGAUUAUCCGGAAGAGUGAAACAGCAGGUCGCUAUGCAAGCUACCGGUGGGUGAUAUAA